Molecule: messenger RNA, 710 nt
Organism: Brassica oleracea var. oleracea
Lineage: Eukaryota; Viridiplantae; Streptophyta; Magnoliopsida; Brassicales; Brassicaceae
Product: zinc finger protein 593 homolog
Exons: 4
Coding region: 222-578 (118 amino acids)
Molecular function (GO): zinc ion binding; nucleic acid binding
Source: RefSeq, a predicted model, not a curated record
UUUAAUAAUACUCUUCGCGGGCUUACAUCGGCCUGAAAUAAUAUUUGGGCUUUAAAACUCAAAAGAUGGGCCUCACGUCAGUCCUCUUGGUUUCAUUCAAACCCGCCAAAAUUAGGUUUAUUUAUAAAUGAAAAGUGAGACUCCUCUAGGGCUCCUCUUCCGCCUCGUCGUCUCCAGCUUCUCCUCGUGUAGUUUUCUACUCUAAAUCGAGUAUAUAAAAGAUGGGAAGAUGCCCUACUAGGAAGGUGAAGAAGAGGCGUUUGUCACACAAGACAGCUCGUCGUGACAAAUUCGAAGUCAAAGGAGACGAUUUAGUGUACACUGAGCUGCGCAAACCAGAGACGGAGACAAAGCCUUUGGAGCUUAGCGAGGACUUGCCUGGAAUGGGACAGUUCUACUGCUUACACUGCGAUCGGUACUUCUGUAAUGUGUCGGUGAGAGAUGAUCAUUUUAAGACGAAGAAACACAAGAAGCGUGUGAAGUUAAUGAAUGGACCUGCGCCACACUCACAACUCGAUGCUGAUUUGGCCGCUGGAAUGGGAAUGCCAGACAAUGGUCCAAAGCUCAUGGCUGCUUGAGUUUUUUAAGUCUUUUUUUUUUCUUUCUUUCUUAAUAGUUCACAGUUAAUGGAACCUGUGGAUUGUUGUUGUAAGAUGGUCCUUAGUACAACUCCUAAGUUAAUGAUAUAAGUUUUUUUUCUGAUUGACUAA